AAAAAAAAAAAAAAUAAAAAACUCUACAGUACAGUUACUGUUUUCUGCCUCUCUCAGAAAGAAACGCCCGAUAACGAGAAGGGAAGAACGAAACCCACGCUGCGCCAGCUGCGUUCGCCGCCACCGCCACAGCCACUUCGGUCCGCCUUCGCCGCUGCCACCGUCGUUGCAGAGACCUCUGUAACUCUGUUCGUGUUCGGCUGUUCGCUUUCCCCAAUUUUGUUGAUUCUGGACAGACUUGGGGGGCGACGGAAUUUUGACUGAAAAUUUUGGGCUUGAAGCUUGAACUUUUGAAGCCUAUCGGCCAUACAAGUUGGAGAAAUGGAAGGAACAGAACAGUGGAAGGUUCAGGCGGAACAAGUGAAGGUCCAGAUGGAGCAAUGGCUACAACUAGGCUUGGAGUUUGUUCACCAAAUACCCCCAAUUCAGCUCUACGUCGGGGUUGGCGUGUUGCUAUUAACUACACUACUUCUCUUAUUGACUCGCUUGUUCAAGCGCAGAAAAUCGAAUACCAUUGUUCUUGGUGGGCUAAGUGGAAGUGGGAAAACUGUUCUCUUCUAUCAACUUCGUGAUGGUUCUUCUCAUCAGGGUACUGUUACAUCAAUGGAACCUAAUGAAGGCACGUUUGUGCUUCAUUCUGAAAUAUCAAAGAAGGACAAACUGAAGCCUGUUCAUCUUGUGGAUGUCCCUGGCCAUUCUCGCCUUCGAGCCAAACUAGAUGAGUUUUUGCCUCAAGCAGCUGGUGUAGUCUUUGUGGUGGAUGCUCUGGAUUUUUUACCCAACUGUCGUGCAGCUUCAGAGUACCUCUAUGAUAUCCUGACUAAUGCGAGUGUUGUGAAGAAGAAAAUCCCUGUCUUGAUACUAUGCAAUAAAACAGACAAGGUUACAGCCCACACAAAGGAGUUUAUCAAUAGGCAGAUGGAGAAGGAAAUUGACAAGCUACGAGUGUCGAGAAGCGCAAUUUCGGCAGCUGAUAUUGCAAAUGACUUCACACUAGGGGUACCUGGUAAAGCAUUUUCGUUCUCGCAGUGCCAUAACAAAGUUGCAGUUGGUGAAGCCUCUGGAUUGAUGGGUCAAGUAACCGAGGUGGAGCAAUUUAUAAGGGAAAAUGUGAAGCCGUAGCUGUAUAUUCUGUUCUACAUGUUGACUGGUAGAAGUCUCAUCUCAGCUACAUUCGAAUCAAUUAUGCUUUGUUGGGAUCGUAUCAUGCUUUGUUGCCAUUCUACAAUGGCUUAUAACUUCGCAAUCUGACUCGUCUCUAAAUCUUUGAGUACUUGGUUCAUUUCGAGUAGAUGAUGGUUUUGGUCGCUAACCAAGGCCCUUUACACGCUCAGGUUGUUUACCUAGUACUCGGUUCACAUAUUUCUUUCUCUGGUAGAAGUUCACCACCUUUUAAUGUAGUAUUUUUUAGUGCAAUCAUUUCAUCUUAUAACAUAUUAUGUAACAGUAUUAACACUUUGUGAAAAGAAAAAUGAAAUAACAGUUUUUACUUGCA
Messenger RNA from Momordica charantia (bitter melon), 1495 nucleotides. RefSeq lists its product as uncharacterized. The record is from RefSeq and is a predicted model, not a curated record. NCBI's taxonomy places the organism in Eukaryota, Viridiplantae, Streptophyta, Magnoliopsida, Cucurbitales, Cucurbitaceae. Gene Ontology annotation, molecular function: GTP binding; GTPase activity. Gene Ontology annotation, cellular component: Golgi apparatus. Gene Ontology annotation, biological process: intracellular protein transport; protein localization to Golgi apparatus; Golgi to plasma membrane protein transport.